GCUUCCGCCUUUUCACUUCUCUCCCUCAGUAACUUGAAACAACUGCUGCCGCCAUAACUUUGGACAAAAUCGUGUUCGUGUUGUCUUUUUUAAUGUUUUGCGCAAGGGUACGCCAUGUAAAGGUAACUAACACAACUACUUGUGUAGGCUACGCUACUAUUUUGUAUUCUGAUAAUGUGAGAAAGUAUUGUAAACUUGGCGCUCAGCUACGAAAUAUCAGUUUCUGAUUAAAUGAGUGCCAGGAGGAUAUGUUAGUUAGAUAGUUAAACAAAUUCAGCUUUCCAGGGUCAAUAACUCUUUUUGCAACUUGCAAAUCUAAUUGUUUUUAAGAAGAGGAGUCAUGUUUUAAAAGCAUUGUUUAGUCGAUGUUUUUUAAAGGGAAUGCCAAAAUCUGUGAAUAUCUGUUUAACGUUACCCAAAUAAAUAACUUGUUUUGCAAAUAUAAUUAAUUGACAUAAUUGUUACAUUUGUGGAUUAUUAUUAACAAGGUUUGUUUAUGUAUUCUUGGUUUUAGGUUGAUGUUGUUGUGACGGAGGAACCAUUUGGCGUGGUGCAUGUUUGCUUGACGGAAAACAACAGGAAACGUACCGUGUGAAACUACAAACAUGCAACCGUGGAUAGAGGGUUUGAUCCUGGGCUAUGACAGCCAGGGUGGAAGCCGCCGCAGUAGCAGCAUGCUUACAGCACAAAUCAUCAGGUUAGGUAAGAUAUCUGAAUCCCAGGCUCAGGGCUCUGAAGGUCACGCAGGGCUGGUCUUCCUGUAUGAUGGGGUGCUCCAGAUCCCUGCCAUCCUCACCUCAUCCGCCUGGGAAGAUGUUCAAGAGAAGGAGGAGCUGGAGAGCCUCACCAGCCUGCUCAAUAGCAAAGUGUACAUUCACGACUACCAGCUGCUGUUUCACAUGGCACCUGAGCUGGUUAAUUGCAGAUUCUAUUUAACAAUAGGAGAGAUGACAACAACUGGGACAGAUCCAGUGAGGGAAAGCGUCUUUUGCUGCACAACCUUGCCUUCUGUGUCCCAAAAGAUCUGUUCAACAUGGAAGGCCCUGCUGGGUCAGGAGGAACUGUACUCCCAGAGCCAGCGUGGGUUUAAUCUGACUGAGCUGCUAGGGGAGUGGCAGCAUGACUAUCUGCAGUCUAUGCUAGAAGAUGAUACAAAGAAGCUGGUAACGGCUAGAAGCAGGUCUGUGGAACCUCAGCCUUCGACUUCAGCUUCUACCUCACCCUUGACUCACACAGACCUAUCCAAUUCUACACGCUGGGAUGUCGAUCGGAUCAAAUAUAAGAGAGAGAAAUGUUUCACUGUUCCCAUCAAUUGUCUUCUCACAGCUGAGGAUGGUGCUCAGCCGCCGCAGACACCCCUGGUUGUUGAGAGCAGUACACCAAGUGGGCUCUCUGCUGCUCCUGAGGACAGAGCGACAGCUCUACCACGAGUCGAGACAGCUGAGUCUUCUGCAGAUGAGGUAGAGUGGCAGUUAAAAGAUCCAGCACUUGUACGAGUAGAUUGUGUUGCAAAUGAGAACCUACAAGUUCAUGAAGACGACAACAUGCUUGAUGAUGUAAUCACAGGGUUAAACGAAAGCCAUAACAAAGAUUUAUCCAACCCCUGGGACAAUUUUCCUUCACUCAGAGACACCUCGCCAUCCACCAGCGCAUCCCCAGAAUCAAUACAACCCCAGCCAGAAGUUAGCGUCUCUACUAGAACACAACUUUCUGUCCAAAGCUCAAAGGAAUCCCGGCAGACAUCAGAGAACAACAGCAAGGAGUUCAGCAGCCUUACGCCAUACCAGAAACCCCCACAUCUAAGUGACCCCUCUACAACUUCAACCACUGUGAGUCCACCAGAGCCAGAUGAAACAAAACUCACUGCUUCAGAGCAGGAAAGCCAGAUUUUUGAGGAGAACAUGGCGAAAACUGUAGAGAGGAAACCAAGGAAGGCAAAGAGAAAGAAAAGCGAGCCCUCAGUUGAAGCUGAAACCUUCUCAGUGGAGGAGGAGGAGGAAAAGCAGCAUGUAAGCGGAAGUCCUCCAUCCUGGCUUUUUCACUCUACAAACAACUCUGUGCUUGAAAAGAGCAGCAGUCACCAACAGGAUCAGACUGAUGGGACCACUUUGAGAACAUCUUCAACUGUUCACAGCGAUGGAAAGCCGUUUUCUUACUCCUAUCAAGUGUCUGGAAAAAACAUACAGGAUAUGAGUCUAUUGAAAAUACCCGACUCUUUACUGACCUGGGCGGUUAAGUAUCUUGUCACUCCAAAGCAGACUGAUAAUUCAAUUAACACGUCAAGAAACUCCAGUGAAAUGUUUUCUGACUCUACUUAAGAUUCAAUAUCCUGACAGACGUUUAAGCUGCCAUUGUUACUGCAGCUUGAUGAACAUUACAAUGUCAAAGGAAGAACAACAUUGCAAUGUCAAAGGCCCUAUUUGUUCAUAUUUUGAGGUCUAAGUGACUGGUUCAUAGUGGCCCAAAAUUUUCUUUACCUGUUCAGUCAGAUGUGAAAGUAGGACCUGGGUUAAAACAAAACAAAUUCAAAGGAUUUACGACAAAGGUUAAUCUCUAUAAACAGCCCUUCAGCAUUGUAGGCUAAUUAACUAAUGAAAAUAGCCUAACACAGAUAUACUGAUGACAGUAAUGUAUCUGUUUUGGCCAAAAUGAGUGUAUUCCAGGGCAGACAAAGUAGCUGAGCCUAUUUUGUAUGUCUUUAUACAACAUUUUUAGUACCAGCACUGAGACUAUAGUUUGUGAGGAAAAGAAAUGUUGCAAAUGUUCCCUGGUAGAUAUUUGAUGUUGAACCAGUUAAAAUAAAUAAAGAAAAGUACAUAUCAUGGUUAAGGGUGAGGAUACACUAUUUAACUGGUUGACCAGUAUCAGCCAAUAUUCUGAUGUCUCCUUGUUGUCUAGCCUCAAUUUAAUGCCGGCAUGCUUUGGAUUAAGAGGGUUUUCACUGGGCAGGGGAGGCCAGUCGUUCGGCAAACUAAAUCAGGCUUUGAACCUCACUGCUCAUAUAAAAAUGGACCAGUAGUGGAACUUGUUAACAAAAUUAGUGUAUUUCUAGUCAUGGGAGAUCAGUUCAAGUUAAAAAUUAAACAGCCAGUAUUCAUCAGCCCAUAAUGGCGUGUCACUGGGAUAUCAGUAUCCGUGCAUGUAUUAUCUUAUAGAAACAAAAAUAGUACUUACACAAAAAAUAAUGCAUGUGGUGAUAUAUAAGCCUUUCUUACAUUUAGUUUGGUAGGCAGAGAGCUUCAGCUGCAGUUUACUGUUUUUCUCAACAGUUUGCAGCACAUGUGGGAAGCUUCACCAGGUAAUAACUUUAAACUUUGAAAAUGCAGCUUCCUCAGUAUCUUUGCAUGACACAAAUGAUCCACCAAAAGGCACAUUAUUUUCCUGGCUUAUGUCAUUGGCCAGCUCUAUGCUUCACACUUCAAAAUCAUUGACCUAUACAAUCUAUGUGCAGCAGUCUUGCUGUCUUCAGGGGUAAAAGUAGACACUUCUUAUGUUUAUCCAUCAUAUAUAUAAAAAAAACAAACAAACUAUAAACUCACUUUCUGUAAGAUCACAAAGUCAAUGUCAUGAAUGAGUUCUCAAACAUGCGAAAUGCUGAAAGUACAAUUAAGAGUUUAGGAGUUAGACUAAGAGCAAGAUAUUGUCAUAAAUCUGUAUACAGUAUUUCAGCAUUUAUUUGGCUUGAAUCAAUUUCAUCAUUAGAUUUUUUUUGAUUGAAUUAUUUUAGUUUGAAGUGAAUGACAGAAGCUUGUGUCUUUACAUAUAGCAAUCUCACUUGUAACAGCAAAGCAUUCCUAUAUUUGUCCAGUAGAUGUCACCAAACACCACACUUAAACUUUUAUUUGAAUCAAUGAAUUUUUAAAAGUAAAAUCUCCACAUUUUCACAAUGAUAAUGAUAAUAUAUGAUAAAUACAAAGGCUUACAAAUUUGACACAAACAAAAGCCUACAGCACAUCAAAAUCAAAACAAUAAAGAUAAAAUCAAGAAAGAUAAGAACCCAACUGAAAAUCAGAUCUCGAGAAAUCCAGCCCAAACCAGCACAGCAUCAAAACCCAAAC
Xyrichtys novacula (pearly razorfish) is the source of this 4058-nucleotide messenger RNA. NCBI's taxonomy places the organism in Eukaryota, Metazoa, Chordata, Actinopteri, Labriformes, Labridae. The record is from the annotation of a GenBank genome assembly.